CUGCGCGUCAGUUCGUCCAUUCUCGCGGAACGGGACGGUCUGUACGGAUAUUUCAAUUAUUCGAUCGAACAAUCAAGUAAUAAAAAUCAGUAAAUCGAAUCGAAAAUGAGAACGUUACUAGCCGUAUUGGCGUCGGUGUCGUUGGUUCGUGGUAUUGAAUACGAUGGUCUUCGCGUCAAAUUCGGCUGGUCAGACGCGCUGGCUGACAUGGAGUACUUCUUCAAGAUCCCUCGCACCAGCAAGGACGCGGAGACCGAAGGUUGGAGACGCACGGAGCGUCCUCCAGGACCGCUGCCAGAACUGAGGAUGUACUGUCCUCAAGGCCGGACUGUUUGCCCCCUGUUUGACGCGGGGGGGUUCGUUACUGGGCUACAGAUUUCUUUGCCAGUGGACGAGUACGAGUCUCUGGCAAUGAAGCCUGAGAAGAGGCUAGUAAAGUGGCGAGCACCCGCGCUGGAGGGCGAGCCCUCAAGAGACUACUGGACCCUCACGCAGUACUUCGUCUCUGAAGAGUCUCUGAAAGCCGGAGCAGGCCCACAAGUGGAGAACGGCGCGACUCUCCAAGAUGGCGGCGUGUGGGUGACAGGGCUGGACGGAAGACUGAUGAGGAUCCCCAGCACUGAGGCCGAGCUCAACAGCACAUCUUUUAAGAAACAGAACUGCAUUCCUAACAUGGGUACGCACUACUACUACAACAUGACGCCCGAAAUGAAAUGCGAAGACACUCUACCCUGGUUCGCGCUAGUAAGCCAGGGCGAUUUGAUCGGAACCGGUUUCCAGAUAUUCGGUCGAGUUGGACGCCAGAAGUACCGGGAUUGGUUCGAGCGCCCGCCUGGCGCGCGGCAGGGUGCUGAGCUCACGAUCCCGUUCGCCCCUCCGUGCCUGUACGAGUGGGUGUCAUCGUACGGCAUCGUGUCGAUGCACAUCUAUUACGUCGACAAACCUUGGACGAUUAAAUGCCAGACAGGUGACUCGGUGAAACCUGCGCCGGCGCUGGACCGGCUCAUGUUCAGUGGCUACCGGUACGCGAGCCAAGUUGCCGAUGAGGUCAAGAAGCUCUUCAGUGGAUAACUAUUCGAAUAGCGCAGUGGUUCCUAACCUUUUCAGUACUGUCACCCCUUUGACUAACUAGGGAACUCGAUUUUAUCCCUCCUCCAUAAUCUUGCUUAUCUUUGAUUUUGAACCCCGUAUUUCCGCUCUCAUUUUAAAACUACGUGUUGGAUUGUAAUGAAGCUUUGCACAUACGAUGACAUGAGGUUUAUCUAGGUCUGAAAUUAGUUUAUACCUAUAGCUCCAGUUUAUAGUUAAAACAGACGAAAUAGAGCAAAAACAAGUUUUGUAUGAAAAACUUAAAUUCGCUGUAUUUUUGUAACUAUGGUAUCUGAAGCUACAUAAACUAAUUACAGACAUAGAUAUACCUUAUCCUAUUGUAAGUACAAAGUAUCAGAGUAAUCUAGCUAGUCGUUUUAAAAUGAGAGCGGAAUUACGUUUGUAUGGAGAACCGAGCUUGUGGGAGACCCUUAAUCAUUUAGGUAAUUUCAUUUUUUUCCAGUGGAUUACGAAUAAUCUGUAUCUAUCUAAUCAGUAGGUAUCUGUUUCUUGGAAAAUCCUAAAUCGAGUGUAUGAUAAAACAAAACACCAUUGUAAACUUUUAUUUUAAUCUUACCGAUCUCUUAACGAUAGAACAUUUAAUUAUUCACUGUGCAUAUAUUUAUUUGUGCACUGAAAAUUUGUGCCUUUCGGAUGCUAGAAAACCUUACCAAUAUUAUUAUUAUUACAGAAUGUGAAAGUUGCGGAAAGUUUCCAAAAAGUUGGAAAAGUUCACGGAAAUUUCAGAAAAUAAUCACAAGAAACAAAGGAAACUUUCAUUUUAGAAUUGUAAAAUUUCGAUUCCCAAUCAAAAAUAUCGGAAGUUUCCGUAUAUUUUCCAUGUGGUAAUUUAGCAAUUUUGGAAACUUUCCGACGGCACAUCAAUAAAUAUUAUACCUGUU
Molecule: messenger RNA, 1991 nt
Organism: Cydia strobilella
Lineage: Eukaryota; Metazoa; Arthropoda; Insecta; Lepidoptera; Tortricidae
Exons: 8
Coding region: 106-1071 (321 amino acids)
Source: RefSeq, a predicted model, not a curated record